AGGGUAACACUUACGUUUUGGCCCCAGGUCACUUUGGAGGGAUUUGAUUGAAUGUGCCUGUAGCGGACACUGGCAUCCUAUAUUAAUACAUUAAACACUCUUCCAAUUUUAAAUAUCACAUUUUUGGCGAAGGGUGCUCAUUGUUGCAGCAGAUUUUAUUUUGAAUUUUAAAUAUGUGAUCUAUUUUGUUUUUUUGAAGAUACAUAAGGAAGAAAGGAACCCCAGGGGCAGAGGGGAUGUUUUUUGUCCUUCUUCAGAUAUGCUUCCUGUGAACAGAAGUGUUUGUGGAAAACGCACAGGAGCCUUCAGAGGCGCUCACUGCGGGACGUAAGUAGCUCUCCAGGGUGCUGAAGUUGUCUCCAAACGCGACAGACGCAGCGUUCAUUCUCUGCCUGUCACUUUCAGCCCAUAAUCCGAACACAAUGACUUGGCUGUGUCUUCACCGGCGCGACACCGUGGAUCCUCGGGUGUCUAAGUAAGGUUUUGGGAUGGUUAGGUGACGGUUUAUGUGGAUACAGAAAAGGAGAUCUGAGAGGACACCUGUAAGAUUGUCUCGUCGGACCCUAAAGCUGUCCUAAUGGCUCCAAAUAAAUGGUGUCACUGGUCUAAUUGAUAAUGCAUUAGUGAACACAAAUAUUCACUAUCUUUGACACCCUGGAAGGACAAUGCAACAUAUUCAUCCAAAUUUCAGAGGGGCGCUAUGGGAGUCUAACCAUCCAUGUAUGCCAAUAAUUAAAAGCAGACCAACUUUAACGACACUGCCCCUUUAUAACUUUCUGUUAUGGGUCCUCCUCGGAGUGUUGACGUUCCCUUGUUGUGUCCACUGUUUAAUAUUCAAAGUGGGGGUUCUGGGGCCUUGGAAUUGCAACCCUGUACCCUACAGGGCCCUACCUGCUGCGGCCGCCAGGCUCGCUGUAAACAGGAUAAACGGAGACCUAAAUCUGGAUCUGGGACUGAAAAUGGACUUUAUCAUCCUCCAGGAGCCUUGCGAAACAUCCAGAGCCCUCACUGCGUUUAUUUACUAUGAGCAGAUGGCGGAUGCGUUCGUGGGCCCAUCCAACCCGGGAUAUUGUACUGCAGCUUCUCUGCUGGCCAAGAAUUGGGACAAAGCCAUCUUCUCUUACAGCUGUGUUAACUAUGAGCUGGACCAGCUCAUAGAAUACCCGACUUUUGCCAGGACAGUGGCAGUUCCCACAGAGGUGUUGUUCACCGUGUUUAAACACUUUAGGUGGGCCAGUAUUGUAGUGGUCUCAUCCAAUGAGGACAUUUGGAGGGAUACUGCUGUGAGAGUUGCUACUGCUCUCAGAGAGAAGGGGCUUCCUGUUGGCCUGGUUACAUCUAUUGGUAUAAAUGAGACGGAGGUGGAGAGCACCCUGAGGAAGAUACAGGCUGCAGGAAACAUCCAUGUCAUCAUCAUGUGCAUGCACUCAAUCCUGGUUGGAGGGGAGAAGCAGGCCACUUUUCUUCUCAAAGCACAGAAAAUGGGCCUGACUUCGGGGAACUAUGUGUUCGUGCCCUAUGACACCCUCCACUACAGCGUGCCCUACACCAAUGUCUCCUACUUCCCGCUGCAAAACAACAGCAGGCUGAGGGAGGCCUAUGAUGCUGUGCUCACUAUCACUAUGGCCUCUGAGCCUUUGUCGUUCAACGAGGCGUUCGCUGCCGCCCAGAGGAGUGAGGAAAUGACGCUAGACGUGCAGCCAGAACAGGUUAACCCACUAUUUGGGACCAUCUAUGACAGCAUCUACCUGCUGGCUAAGUCUAUCCACAAUGCCAGGAGAGGAGGCAUGCCGCUGUCAGGCUCAAACCUAGCGUACUUCACAAAGAAUACAACCUUCACUGGCUUCAACCACAAGGUCAAGGUGGACACUAGUGGGAAUGUUAAGACCAAUUACAUCAUCCUGGACUCUGACAACAGGGGGAGCCAGCUGUACCAGACCCAUUUAGUGGAUCUAAUGUCCGGAGUGCUUAGUUUUGCUGGGAGGUCCAUUAAUUUUCCAGGAGGAUCUCCUCCACCGUCUGAUUCCAGCUGCUGGUUUGACAAGAAUGCCAUCUGCACCGGAGGUGUGGAGGUCACCUACAUCAUAGUGGUGUUUGCUGUCAUCUUCAUUCUGGCUAUAGGAGGGCUCGUUAUAAGUCUUUGUAUCAGGAGGAGACUCCAACAAAUCCAGCUGGUCAAAGGUCCCAAUCGAAUCCUCCUGACUUUAGAGGAUCUCACUUUUAUCAAUCCUCAGCUUAGCAAAAAGAAAAUUACUUUAGAAGAUUUCAGUGAAUCCAAGAGCGCACUAGAGGAGAAAUCUGCAAACGGCUCGCACUCUGUGAACAGCAUGCAGGCUGCAACUCAUGAGACCACCAAUGUAGCUGUGUACGAGGGUGACUGGGUGUGGUUAAAGAAAUUUGAGGAGGGACAGUUCAAAGAAGUGAAGCAGAGCACCACCAAGAUUUUCACAAAGAUGAAAGACCUGAGAAACGAGAACGUGAACCCGUUUCUUGGCUUCUUUUUGGACUGCUCCAUGUUUGCGGUGGUGAUGGAGCACUGCUCACGGGGCAGUCUACAAGACCUGCUGAGGAACGAGGACGUCAAAUUAGACUGGAUGUUCAAGUCCUCACUUGUGCUCGACCUCAUCAAGGGUAUGAAAUACCUUCACCACAGAGAAUUCCCCCACGGCAGACUAAAAUCUUGUAACUGUGUGGUAGACGGGCGUUUUGUCCUCAAGAUAACUGACUAUGGCUUCAAUGAGCUGCUGGAGUCUCAGAAAGCGCCUACAGAAGAACCUCCACCUGAAGAUUUAUUUUGGACAGCUCCAGAGUUCUUAAGGGACCUUGCGAACUCACGUAAAGGCACCUACAAGGGAGACGUGUACAGCUUUGCCAUCAUUCUUCAAGAGGUAGUGGUCAGAGGGCCACCCUACUGCAUGCUGGGUCUACCGCCCAAGGAUAUCAUCCGUAAGGUGAAGAAGCCUCCUCCGAUGUGCCGCCCCAAUGUGGCCCCGGACCAGGCUCCUCUGGAGUGUAUCCAGCUGAUGAAACAGUGCUGGUGCGAAAUGCCUGAACGCAGACCAACAUUUGAAGAAAUCUUUGACAGGUUUAAGAUAAUCAACAAGGGUAAGAAGACUAACAUCAUUGACUCCAUGCUGAGGAUGCUGGAGCAGUACAGCUCCAACCUGGAGGACCUCAUCAGAGAGAGAACAGAGGAGCUGGAGUUGGAAAAACAGAGAACAGAAAAACUAUUGUCAGAGAUGCUACCACCUUCUGUAGCUGAGGCCCUGAAGACCGGUGCCACAGUGCAGCCAGAGUACUUUGACCAGGUGACAAUCUACUUCAGUGACAUUGUAGGUUUCACUACCAUCUCCUCGCUCAGUGAUCCCAUCGAGGUGGUCGACCUUCUCAAUGACCUCUACUCUCUGUUUGACGCCGUGCUCAGUAACCACGAUGUGUACAAGGUGGAGACCAUUGGUGAUGCUUACAUGGUGGCAUCGGGUCUGCCAAAGAGAAACGGCAACAAGCACGCGGCUGAGAUCGCCAACAUGUCUCUGAACAUUCUCAGCUCAGUAGGAACCUUCCAUAUGCGGCACAUGCCAGACGUGCCCGUCAGGAUACGCAUAGGAAUCCACUCAGGGCCCUGUGUUGCUGGGGUGGUAGGUCUGACUAUGCCUCGGUACUGCCUUUUUGGAGACACAGUCAACACUGCCUCUCGUAUGGAAUCCACUGGGCUGCCUUAUAGAAUCCACGUAAAUAUGAGCACUGUGAAGAUCCUCCAUUCUCUUAAUGAGGGUUAUAAAAUAGAUGUCAGAGGCAAGACAGAGCUGAAGGGUAAAGGUAUUGAAGAGACAUACUGGCUUGUAGGGAAAACAAACUUUACAAAGCCUUUGCCAAAACCGCCAGAGAUCAAACCAGGGGACAACUGGCAGGAGAUGGUGACAGAAGAGAUCAAGACGCUUUUUCGCAAGGCCAACAGGCAGGUGGACAAGAAGAUCUGAAUGAGAGGAAGAGAAGGAAAGAUGUGAAAGGAACAAUACCAGAGAAGAAAAGAGGAGGACACAUCCAGAGGAAGACAGAGAGCACCACCCAGCUUCUCACUUUGGCUUAAUGCAGACUUGUUUAAGAGGAUUGCCCAUCGACUGGCUAAUCUGCCUGCAGCCAGCGCAGCAGUACACCACGGUGCUAAUGUAAUGAGAGUUGUCGCAUUACCUGCCUACAUACCUGCUGCCAGCAGCGCAGGGAAGGUGAACAGCGCCUCAAUAAAGGAGGCACUCACCGGCCACUACGUGGUCACCUAUUUCAAGGCAACCAGAGGUUCACCCAUCGGAAGAUUCAAAGCCCCAAAUGCCUAUUUCAAAAUUAUUAUUAUUUAUUUUUUUCUGGUGAUGAUGUCUGUUUUUAGUUUGCCAUGAAAGCUCAUGAUAGAGUUGAGAGUAAGGAUGUUACUUAGCUAUGGCUGAAUAUUAUAUGUCAUUAGCCCUCUGAAGUCAGAGUGUGUAUAAUUAUCAAAAGAGAGAAAGAGACAUUUGCCACUUUAAUUUCUACUGUAGAAUGACUAGGAAGAGUCUGUCAGGUCCACCCGUUUGCCACAAAACAUUUUUUUGAGAUGUCACCUUUUCUUCUUACUAAUGAAAGGGUGGCAGCACUUGGAAAGUCAAUACAAUGCAACAAAAAAUAUAUUUCCUUUCCUGUUAUAGUCAAUAAAGUUUUAAAGUCCUUUAGUGAAACGUAUUGCUGUUUCCGAAGUGCUCAGUGAUGCAUUAAUUCCACUAUUCAUCAUGAAAACUAUUUGUGAGGCAAUCUUUUCUACAUUUCAGCAUUUUAAAAUCGUGUUUCUUUUCCAUCAUCACAAAUUUACAACCUGUCUUUAGCGUGGCAAUAUGAGAACACAAUCUCUGCAUUGAUCCUCACACAGAAAUUGCAUUUAUUUCACAAACCAAUUAACUUUGUGAUGUCAAAGUACACAAAUCCAUAAAAGUUUAUUUCUGAGAUCAGGAGAGCAAACUGUGUGUACAAUGUUAAACUCAUCUGGUAAUGUUAAAGUUGGUUUCCCCAACAGAUGACAUUGCACUAUACUAACCAACAAGUCCUCCAUGCAUGAUGCAUCUGAGAGCUGUGCAGCCGCUGAAGAGCCCCAUCCAGUGUUCAAAUAUAUUAUAUAUUAUAUUUUCUGAGGAGCGUUGAAUGAAUUUUAUUUAUCAACAGAGUAAAAAAUAAUAAGCAACAUGUUCACUGCAAUUACUUUAAAAUAAAGCAUGUAGGCAUUAGGAAAUACCUGAGGGCACACACUAAAUAUAAUAUCAAACUAAAUAGAUAAUAAUAUUGAAAUAUGUUAUGUGAUAGAAAUGUAUUUGUGAAAGUAUUGUUUUGACCUAAACCCAAAAUAUGACAUCUCCAAUCCCCUGCAUCUUAUCAUCUGAAUGGUGACUAUAGGAGCAUCUUAAUUCAUGUGUGCAAAACAACAGCAGAGUCAGUUUGAAACAUGUAUAUUUUGUUCUGUAUAUAUGUUCUAUAUUAUUGCUGCAAUGCAAAGUAUAAGGUGUAUGUAAAUAUGGCAUAAUUAAGUAAUUAAAUAAUGAAUUUGUAACACCUUCA
Molecule: messenger RNA, 5577 nt
Organism: Perca fluviatilis (European perch)
Lineage: Eukaryota; Metazoa; Chordata; Actinopteri; Perciformes; Percidae
Gene: gucy2f
Product: guanylate cyclase 2F, retinal
Exons: 19
Coding region: 666-3980 (1104 amino acids)
Biological process (GO): protein phosphorylation; intracellular signal transduction; cGMP biosynthetic process
Molecular function (GO): protein kinase activity; ATP binding; guanylate cyclase activity
Source: RefSeq, a predicted model, not a curated record